This is a messenger RNA of Bactrocera oleae (olive fruit fly), 2003 nucleotides long. Lineage: Eukaryota; Metazoa; Arthropoda; Insecta; Diptera; Tephritidae. The record is from RefSeq and is a predicted model, not a curated record.
UGUAUUUGCUAGCGUGAAAGCUUCCAACUAUUAAUGGUUUUCUAUUUGAAUUUGCAUAGCUAAAAUUAUAUUUGCUGCUUAGUUCACAUGUUCUCUUCGCUUAGGCGGUAGCAAAAACAUUCGGUUAAUGUAAUACAAAUACUUCUGCGCAUAAUUCUGUGAUAUAGAAAGUAUUUUUAAUUUGUUUGUUUGUGCCGAAAUUUUUUAAAAGUUUUUUUUUAGAUUUCCUACAAGUAUUAUUAAACUAACAGUAAUGAUAUCGAAGUUUACUCUUUUAACUGCCGGCAGUGGCCCGCAGGCGACAAAAUGCGUAAUGGAUCAGCUGUUGGUGCGUCAGCUGUCGAACAGUUUGCCGCGCGCUCAGCAUGUAAUUCUUGAAUACUUCGAAACAAAGGAGGCAACACGUGAGGACCCCGAAUGGGUUAAUGCGAAAGAUUAUAAACAGAUUCCCUGCCCUAGUAGCUAUCGCAUGCUGAGAGAUCAAUUACCAGGAGGGCCCCUACAUAAAACUAACAUGCACGUAUUGGAAGGAUUCUAUCGUGAACGUUAUGGCGAUAUAUUCCGUCUAAAUGGAAUUUUGGGUAAACCCGACACUGUGUUCACCUUCAAUCCAACAGAUUUUGAAACAGUCUACCGCAAUGAAACCAUCUGGCCGGUAAGGAUAGGUGUGGAUAGCUUAGGACAUUACCGGCUUAAUAAACGACCAGAUGUUUUUCAAGGCGUUGCUGGCUUAGUUACAUCACAAGGUAGAGCUUGGGGCGAAAUACGCAAUAAAGUUAAUCCCGUUAUGAUGAAGGUGCAGAAUAUCCGCCAGAACUUGCCAGCCGUUGAUACUAUUGCGCAAGAGUUUUUGGAAAGAUUAAGUUCAAAGUUGGAUAACAACACCGGCAGAUUGACCACCGAUUUUACCGAAGAAAUUAAAAUGUGGUCUUUCGAAUCUGUCGCAGUCGUAGCGCUCAACACGCGCUUGGGUCUUUUGGCGCGCGACAAACCAGAUUCUAACGUAUUGAAAAUUGUCGACGGUAUGAAUGUAUUUUUCGAUAAGGCGUAUACAUAUGACGUGUCACCGUCAUUUUGGAAGUAUUUUGAAACAGCCGGCUUUAAAGAGCUUAUGAAAGCUUAUGAUAAUAUCACUGAUGCUACUACAUUUUAUAUUGAAAAAGCGAUGGAGAAGUUCAAAAACGAACAAAAUGACGAGGCGCAAAGUGUGCUGGAAAAACUCUAUCGCAUAAAUAAGAAUGUGGCCGUAGUGAUGGCUAUCGACAUGCUGAUGGCUGGAUUGGAUACGACCUCCGCCACAGUUAUUUCAAUACUACACUUUCUUGGUCAAAACCCUGAAAAGCAGGAGGAACUGCGCAAAGAGCUGUUUGAGCUGCUGCCUGAUCCAAAAAUGCCAUUAACUGAUGAGAAUACCAAAAAUAUGCCUUAUUUGCGCGCUUGUAUAAAAGAAUCGCUACGUCUAAAGCCUAUUGCCAAUGGUAAUUUCCGUCUUGCCGGUCGUGAUAUUGUGCUUUCCGGUUAUAAGGUGCCUAAAGGUGUCGGUGUUUAUAUGGCUAAUAUGUCACUUUCCAAUAGCGAAGAGUACUUCGAAAGAAGUGCAGAAUUCUUGCCAGAACGUUGGAUUAAGGCAACCAAAGCCACCUGCCCAGUCGCACAGAAACACAACCCGUUUGUUUAUUUGCCAUUUGGCUUCGGUCCACGCACAUGCAUUGGCAAGCGUCUUGCCGAGUUGGAGAUGGAAACGCUUUUAGUGAGAUUACUGCGAAACUAUCGUGUGAGUUGGGUGGGUGAAAAGCCGUUAGAAUAUGUAAAUGAUUUGAUUUUGCGUCCGACUGGUGAAAUGAAGUUCAAGUUUGAAAAGUUGUAAGCAUAGUUUUGGUGAGACUAUGAAAAUACGUAUAUGUGAUAUGCAAAAUAAUAUUACGAAAGAUUGAUGUGUUAACUGUUUGUAAAUAUAAAUACAAUAAUAAAAUUGUAAAUAAUAUUAUAAUAAUAUUUUCUAA